AGGAUAGAACUCCCAGAUUUCAAAGUCACUUGGUAAAUUGUAAAGAAAUUGUUAUAAAUAUUUAUAAAUCUACAAAAUGAAACUUAAAAUGAACUUGUAUAAAUACAUGCAACUACUGUUCAUCUACUUGAGUCUGAUGUUCACCUGCUGGAGUAUUCUUUUAAGCCCCAGAUUGGUGUAUUGUGGCCAAUGGGCUUUGCCUUACAUUGGACUGGAGAUCUCGAGUCCAGCGGUAACUCUAAUCCAUGCGAUUAUUUUCUCCAUGCUGCCUAUGGGGGCUCUCCUUGUGCCCAGUGACUUAUUGCCGGCGUCUCGUUAUCAUUAUGAAUGGAUUUUCGUGCUGCCCUAUGUGAUGCAUUGCUUGGGCUCUUACAUAAUCAACGUGCAUGAAUGCUGGGAAAGGAUGCACUCUGAUUCAAUUAUUGCGGAGAUAAAGACGACUAUUGACUUACAUGUGAAGCUUAUGAUUUUUGCGCUGAUGCAGAUUGUCACACUGGUCGAAAGCACCAUGAUCUUGUACUUCUCCAUUGAAAAGAAGUACAAACUUUCUAGUCUUUUGAGUACUUUACCAAAUUAGCAGUCCACUAAUUGCCUUUGCCUUAAAAAGAAAACCAAAAAAACGAAAAUAAAA
Drosophila willistoni is the source of this 631-nucleotide messenger RNA. RefSeq lists its product as uncharacterized. Bases 77 to 577 code for a protein of 166 amino acids. The record is from RefSeq and is a predicted model, not a curated record. Lineage: Eukaryota; Metazoa; Arthropoda; Insecta; Diptera; Drosophilidae. The transcript has a single exon.